Messenger RNA from Beauveria bassiana ARSEF 2860, 1413 nucleotides. Its product is annotated as geranylgeranyl pyrophosphate synthetase. The record is from RefSeq and is a predicted model, not a curated record. Lineage: Eukaryota; Fungi; Ascomycota; Sordariomycetes; Hypocreales; Cordycipitaceae. Bases 1 to 1413 code for a protein of 470 amino acids. The transcript has 2 exons.
AUGAAUCACAACAACUUUCCUCGUUUUACUCGCGGUCGCGGGGCCUCCCCUCAUGGUCCCCGUGGUGGCAAGGUGGGCAGGGCAACAGCCGCUGAAGUGGUGCCGCCUGCCCCUCUGGGCCUUGUCGUUCGGCAAUUUCUUGCCAGUGAUCUUCCUCGCACCGUUUCCGCGGAGAAGACUCUUGAGAUCACCGACGUGGAGACGAUCGCUUCGUUCAACUGGCUGGACAAGGCUGAUGCACACAUCACUGUUCCUGGCAUGCCCCCCAAAUGGACCCCUCUUGACCAGCCUCGCAAGCUCAAGCAGGAUUCGGGUACCUACUAUCGAGAUAAAAAUGCAGCUCACUAUCCAGACUUUCCGCUAGAAGCGUCGGUCGAGGCUAUCAUGAAGAUGAACUCGAACGCGGACAAGGCCUCAUACCCGGGUCCGAUUGAUGUGUUUGGCUGCGCCAGUACCCUGGGAAACCUCCUCCGGUUUACAAGAGGCGAGAGCGCGAGCUUUCGAAUCCUAGUUGAGGUGGUCGGCACUACUGUACACUUCAUUCGUCGCGAAAAGUCCUCGCGGGAAAUCAUUCAAGAUGUUUUCGGCUACGGUCAUACCUUUCCGGAAAAUUACACUACCUGGGACAAGUCAGUGCGAGACUCGGCCUCCCAUCAGCGCAUCCUCAAGUAUCACUUUGGUGGCUUGACGCUCCUUGUGCGGUUCGAAGGCGAUGGCUAUCUCCCCGAUCAUGCUUGUGCAUCGUCGUCCAAAGACGCCAGCAGCGAUAAGGCAGUAGGUGCUGCCUCGGUCGACGACUUGAUCGCGUCCCUUUCUGUCUCGCACAAGGCUCCAUCAUCCAACAAUUCGCUGACCAUCUCCGACGGCGGCCGUGCGGUUCCGUCUCGAGCCACUUUUGACCUCAAGACCCGCAGUGUCCGCCGCAAAGCCGAGGAGGCCAAGAUCAUCGCCGGCGAGAUGCCCCGUCUCUGGCUCCGGCAGACGCCGACCCUGAUCCUUGCCUAUCAUGAGCAGGGCGUCUUUCGUGACAUCAACGUCCAGGAUGUGCGUGCCGGCGUGGGGAAAUGGCAAGACGAGAACCAGGAGAUCCUCGCGCGCUUUUUAGGGCUGCUUGAACGGAUUGUGGGUUUCGCUAGGGAGCAGACAGUCAGCAAGUUGGAGAUCACAUGCGACGAAGGGAGCGACACUCUUUACGUUCGGGAACAAAUUGCAGUCACAAUGUCGGCAUUCUCUCCACCCGUCGAGGAUCGCUGGAAAUCGUGGCUCGCAGAUCAUGGAACAAGUGUCGAUGGUAAGGAUGAUGAGAAAGCCGGGCAGCUUGAGCCGGGAAGUGGUGAUGAGUUAGAUCGUAUCAGCCUCGACUACACGGCUUGCGAUGAUGAGUGUGGCUACUGUGGUCGCUGUGCAUAUUGA